Glarea lozoyensis ATCC 20868 is the source of this 1413-nucleotide messenger RNA. RefSeq names its product Thioesterase/thiol ester dehydrase-isomerase. The coding region runs from base 1 to 1413 and encodes 470 amino acids. Gene Ontology annotation, cellular component: mitochondrion. The transcript has 5 exons. Lineage: Eukaryota; Fungi; Ascomycota; Leotiomycetes; Helotiales; Helotiaceae. The record is from RefSeq and is a predicted model, not a curated record. Gene Ontology annotation, biological process: acyl-CoA metabolic process. Gene Ontology annotation, molecular function: fatty acyl-CoA hydrolase activity.
AUGUCUGGACUUCAUACUCUCCCACGUCUGACGAGAAGCGUUAAAUGCCGUCCUCAACUCUCCAUACGACAAGCACGACCUUUCUCAGCAUGCUCGCGGUGUCAAACAGAUGGCGUCUACCAAGAGCUCACAGCCAUGCGAACACGAAUGCCCUUCAUCGAAGCACUCAGAGCGCAACAGGAUAACAAAGAUGCAUCCAAUAAACCUGCAACACCAAAUCCAGCAUCUCGAGAUUUAACCCCAAAAAGCAUGGAAGACAGCUACGUUAAAGUCAUCUUACCGCUUGCACGAGACCCAUGGCUUUUGGAUCGCUAUAUCAGCGCGUCCGGUCAUAUUAGACUUGGAACGCUUUUCAUGGAUCUCGAUGCUUUGGCUGGUGUGGUUGCUUAUAAGCAUACUGGGGAUGCAGUCAUGACUGUCACUGCUGCUGUGGAUAGGAUCACCCUUCAGAGACCUUUGAAAGAAAUUUGUGAUUUGGAAUUGAGUGGACGGGUUACAUUUGCUACGGGAAGAAGUAGUAUGGAAGUCUCCCUCCAAGUCGCGAAAGCACCUGCGGAGGGUCAGGCAGCACAAGAAGAUGAUAUCCUAAUGACCUGCGCUUUCACCAUGGUAUCACUCGACCCAACAACCAAAAAAUCCGUCCCAAUAAGCCCACUAAACCCCACAACACCAGAAGAAAAGAAACUCUUCGAUCAAGGCCAAAAGAACUACAAUCUAAAGAAAGCCGCUUCAAAACUCGCGCUAAGGAAACAGACGCCCAAUGACGAAGAAUCAGAUCUCAUCCACGCGUUAUGGCUUCAGCAACUCGGAUGGCAUGAUCCCAAUACGCAACAUCGGAAACCGGAUAAUGCGUUGAGUAUGGCGAAGACGCAGAUUCAGAGUGUACAGAUUAUGCAGCCGCAGUAUCGCAAUCGACACAAUUUCAUGAUCUUCGGCGGUUUCCUCCUAAAAUCCACAUUCGAACUCGCAUUCACAUGUGUAGCAUCAAUGUCCCAUACCCGACCUACAUUCAUCGCGCUCGAUCCGUCUACAUUCGAGAAUCCGGUCCCCGUGGGAUCGGUGUUGUAUCUCACUGCCACGGUUGCUUAUACGGAUAGUCCGUUGUUAGAUGAGGGCGUCGUAGGCAGUGAGACUGGUAGAGCGCUGAGGGAUCGGAAAGUUAGUGCGGAGGGGAUGACGAGGGUUCAGGUUAGGGUUGAUAGUAAGGUUAAGAGUGUCGAGCAUGAUGGGGAGACUAAGGGGACGGGAGUUUUCAAUUAUACGUUUGAGGUAAAGAAGGAUAUCAAGGUUGUUCCGGAGACUUAUGCGCAGAUGAUGAUGUUUUUGGAUGCGAGACGGAGGUGUAUUCAUUUAGAUAAUAAGUCGGAUGUUGCUGGUGAGGGAGAGCAGGCUCAGGAGGGUUUGAUGACUUGA